CUUCCAUACAGCACAACAAUAUCUUUCUACUUUUCUGAAGGAAAAUCUCGUUUCUUUCUCAGCGUUCUUGCUUGGAGUAUUUUCCCUCAAACUUGAGAGUUGGGCAGCAUGAUCAGUCCCAAGAAACUCAUUAGAAUGGCAAGGAAGUGGCAGAAGGUAGCUGCCCUUGGUAGGAAAAGGAUCUCAUUGGAAAGAAUCAAUAGGGGUGUGGAUGCAGACAGCUGCAGCACAUCAUUGGUGGCCGAUAAAGGCCAUUUUGUUGUUUACAGCUCUGACAGAAGACGCUUUGUGAUUCCCUUGGCAUAUCUUAACAGUGAAAUCUUCAGAGAGCUUUUCCAAAUGUCUGAGGAGGAGUUCGGAAUACAAAGUGCAGGCCCCAUCAUACUGCCAUGUGAUUCAGUCUUUUUGGACUAUGUGAUCUCAUUCAUCCAACGCGGUAUUGCAAAAGAUUUGGAGAGAGCUUUGAUCAUGUCUAUAGCUUCCAGUAACUGCUCAUCCUCUUCAUACUUCCCUCAAGAACAGAACAAUGAGCAAUUACUAUUGUGUGCCUUCUGAAGAAAUCACACUUAAUUUUUGUAAUUGAUCCACACAAGUUUAGUUAUAUAAUGAGAAUUUCCAAAGUAUCUUCUUCAUGUUUUCUUGUCUUCCCAUGGGUUAUAUAGCUUAUUGCCUCCAAAUGAGUU
Vitis riparia (riverbank grape) is the source of this 683-nucleotide messenger RNA. Its product is annotated as auxin-responsive protein SAUR64-like. Gene Ontology annotation, biological process: response to auxin. Lineage: Eukaryota; Viridiplantae; Streptophyta; Magnoliopsida; Vitales; Vitaceae. Bases 109 to 555 code for a protein of 148 amino acids. The record is from RefSeq and is a predicted model, not a curated record. The transcript has a single exon.